AUGGCGACCGGCAACACCAGCAAGAUCACCGAUUGGGUCAACCCCGACGACAAGUCAGGCGAAUUCAAGCGCCAAGUAUCGGUCUUUCGCAAUUGGAUCUCCAGGGAACCCGGCGCUGAAUUCCCUCCUGAGAAGGGCCGCUAUCACCUCUACGUCUCAUACGCCUGUCCUUGGGCCCACCGAACCCUUAUCACCCGCCAACUCAAAGGUCUCGAAGACAUCAUCUCCUUCACAUCCGUGCACUGGCACCUAGGCGAAAAAGGCUGGCGCUUCGCAACCACAGAAGAGCAACAACCCUCCGAAAACGUCACCACCGACCCCCUCCACUCCGACUUCACUCACCUACGCGAUCUCUACUUCUCCAACGACCCGGACUACACCGGCCGCUUCACCGUCCCCGUUCUCAUCGAUAAGAAGACCAACCGCAUCGUAAGCAACGAGAGCUCCGAAAUCAUCCGCAUGCUCUACUACGAAUUCGACGACCUCCUCCCCACCCCCUACAAGAACCUGGACCUAUUCCCUCCCUCCCUCCGCUCCUCCAUCGACGCCACCAAUGACUGGACCUACAACGACGUCAACAACGGUGUGUACAAGUCCGGGUUCGCCACUACGCAAGAAGCAUACGAGAAAGCCGUAACGACGCUUUUCUCCUCAUUGGACAGAAUCGAAGCCCAUCUUGCAGAGACCGCCUCCAAGGGACCCUAUUACUUCGGGUCUGAGAUCACGGAGAUUGAUAUCCGAUUGUUCACGACUAUGAUCCGGUUUGAUCCCGUGUAUGUGCAGCACUUUAAGUGUAAUAUUCGGGAUAUUCGGUCCGGGUAUCCGGCUAUUCAUCGCUGGAUGAGGGGGUUGUAUUGGGAUGUGCCGGCGUUCAAGGAGACGACUAACUUUGAACAUAUCAAGAAGCAUUAUACGAAGAGUCAUAAGCAGAUUAAUCAGUUUGGGAUUACCCCUGUUGGGCCGGUGCCGGAUGUGUUGCCCAAGGGGGAGGAGGUUAGGGCCGUUGUUGGUGUUUGA
Molecule: messenger RNA, 1017 nt
Organism: Aspergillus sclerotioniger CBS 115572
Lineage: Eukaryota; Fungi; Ascomycota; Eurotiomycetes; Eurotiales; Aspergillaceae
Product: glutathione S-transferase family protein
Exons: 5
Coding region: 1-1017 (338 amino acids)
Cellular component (GO): cytoplasm
Molecular function (GO): glutathione transferase activity
Source: RefSeq, a predicted model, not a curated record